CUCCCCCGUACACAUUCGCGUUUACCAAUAUAGAUUCGUUAGCAUAUUCCCGUCGUAGCCUAUCGCCUGUCAUGAGGUAACUAUUAUAACCUUGGAGGUGCACAGCCAAUCUUUCUCCCACAAACAUGACCGCUGCAUCUCGAAACCACUAUUCCCCUCCCUGGGGGGAUGCAAGCAUUAUAGGUGUAGCGGGGAGCUCAGGCUCUGGAAAGACAACGCUGGCGCUGGCCAUAGUAGCUUCCCUGAAUUUACCGUGGGUAGUAAUCAUGUCUAUGGAUUCUUUCUACAAGCCUCUAACUCUUAUGGAAUCAAGAGCUGCCUUCCGAAACGAAUUUGAUUUUGAUUCGCCCGAUGCUAUUGAUUUUGACUUAUUGGUAGACAAGUUGAGUGAUAUUAAACAAGGGAGAGUGGCCGAAGUUCCUGUUUACUCGUUUGAGAAACAUAACAGACUUGAGCAAACGACAACUAUAUACUCUCCCCACGUGCUAAUCUUGGAGGGUAUCUUUGCACUCCACGACCAGAGGGUCUUGGAUAUGCUGGACUUGAAGAUAUUUGCAGAGGCAGACGCAGACCUCUGUCUCUCUAGAAGAUUGGUCCGAGAUGUCAAGGAACGUGGCCGUGACAUCGAAGGUUGCAUCAAGCAAUGGUUCGGCUUUGUCAAACCAAACUUCUACAAAUACGUUGCGCCCCAGCGAGAAAUAGCUGACAUCAUUAUACCCCGUGGUAUUGAGAACAAAGUUGCCAUCUCCAUGAUCUCAGGCCAAAUAGGGAAAACCCUCUCCCACAAGUCUGUGAAACACAGACUGGAGCUUAGCCGGCUAGGUAAAAUUGCAGAGGACUCCCCUCUAUCGCCAAACGCUCUCAUAUUAGAGCAAACAAACCAAGUAAAAGGCAUUCAUACAUUAUUGAUGGACCCGAACACUUCGAGAGAAGAUUACUUAUUCUACUUUGAUAGAAUGGCCGGAAUGCUUAUCGAGAAGGCGGUUGAUUUCCUCCCACUCGAACCCGCUCAAGUCAUUACUCCGCAAGGAAAUGUAUACAUGGGGUUGAGGAAGACCGCUGAGGUCAGCGCUGUUGUAAUCUUGAGAGGAGGAAGUGCUUUUGAGACAGGACUUCGGCGGAGUAUACCAGAUUGCCGGACCGGAAGGAUCCUGAUCCAGACGAAUUAUAGAACAGGCGAACCGGAGCUGCAUUACCGGGCCCUUCCCAACAAUAUCGCGGAACACGGCCUGGUACUACUUCUCGACCCGCAGAUGUCGAGUGGAGGAGCGGCAUUGAUGGCAGCCCGUGUCUUGACUGACCAUGGUGUUCCGGAGGACAGGAUAAUAUUUGUGACUUAUCUAGCCGGGCGAGUAGGCGUGAACCGAGUGCUGAGCGUUUUCCCUGAUGUGAGAGUAGUGGUGGCAAGAAUGGGCGAUGAUAUGGAGGACCGGUGGGUGGAGACUAAAUAUCUAGGAUGCUGAUGUUAACUGUAUUUUUUGAGUAGCUUACCCUUAGGUCAGAUAUAUAGGCACUUGGAC
Messenger RNA from Lindgomyces ingoldianus, 1520 nucleotides. RefSeq names its product uridine-cytidine kinase 2. Lineage: Eukaryota; Fungi; Ascomycota; Dothideomycetes; Pleosporales; Lindgomycetaceae. The transcript has 4 exons. The coding region runs from base 126 to 1463 and encodes 445 amino acids. The record is from RefSeq and is a predicted model, not a curated record. Gene Ontology annotation, cellular component: cytoplasm. Gene Ontology annotation, molecular function: ATP binding; kinase activity.